AUGCACUACUAUCUUUCCAGUGCAUCACCGUCUGCAUCAGUUGAACAUACCGCGUCGCGCGCUCUAGCCGUGCUCGGUCACGAUCCUAUAAGCAUAAGUAGCAUACUUAUCCCUAUGGCACUGGCAGAUUCCUCUCCCUCCUCCACAGCGGUUCGCCAAGCCCUACUUGGCCUUUCGUCGCUGCACCGCUACGGUGUACAAGCCCAAGCCUUCGAGUUCAAGAUCUCCGCCAUAAAUUCUCUAAAAGCGGCUUCGUUUACCAGUAUUGGUGCCGCAGAAGCGCUGCAGCAUAUCGCCGCCGGCAUGCUCUUAUGUUCGUUUGAAAUCCAUAGAGCUUCGUGCACCUCAUCCCAAUGGCACUUUUUUAUCAAUGGGGUGAGACAGGUGCUCUACGCCUCGGUCCUGAAUUUCAAAUGGAACAGCGUCAUUAGUACCAUGAUGGACUGGGUAUUCUACUACCAUUCUAUGGGGCGGUUUAGUACUCUGCACUGGCGGCCUCCCCUGCACACUGAGUACUGUCCAUCGGUCAACUGCUGGAGCGUCCGUUUUCCCUCGUUUCCUUGCCCUAAUCAUCAUCCCCUAACUCUAUAUCAGGUCUCACAGCUGACGCCGUCUCCAACCAACACCCUACUCAUCCUACUCAACCUGGGCUACCAGAUAUUUGCUUCAAUCCCCGAAUCUGUUCCAGCCGGAAUCCUGCAAAACCUAGGUUGGGAACUCCAGAAUCUCCCCCUCCCUGAUACCCCAGAUCCCACUUUCGAACUCUUCUACCUUUCAAUCUUCGUCUACUUCAACCGCAUGACAGCCUACGCCCUUGAACCCAGAUCUACCAACCAGACCCGGAUCCAGCGCGCGCUCACCAUCUUUGCCACUCUCGACUCCUGUCCCCGGCAGUUCCCGCUGUUGAUUAUCGGCUGCGAAGCCCGCACGGACGAUGAUCGGUGUACUGUUCUUGAGCUUAUCGAUCGGACAGAGAAAACGGCGUCCUCAAGGUCUGUAGAUAUCCUAAGCGCACUGAUAAAGGCAGUUUGGGUGCAGGAUGAUCUUGCAGGAGACCGGGAGUUGAAUUAUCGGGAGAAGAUGACUGCACUCAUUAGUGUUUGCUCGCUUAUGCCAAUGUUUGUUUAA
Messenger RNA from Aspergillus nidulans FGSC A4, 1128 nucleotides. RefSeq lists its product as uncharacterized. The coding region runs from base 1 to 1128 and encodes 375 amino acids. The record is from RefSeq and is a predicted model, not a curated record. The transcript has 2 exons. NCBI's taxonomy places the organism in Eukaryota, Fungi, Ascomycota, Eurotiomycetes, Eurotiales, Aspergillaceae. Gene Ontology annotation, cellular component: nucleus.